Candidula unifasciata is the source of this 2784-nucleotide messenger RNA. Lineage: Eukaryota; Metazoa; Mollusca; Gastropoda; Stylommatophora; Geomitridae. The record is from the annotation of a GenBank genome assembly.
AUGGCUCUGCAGCCAAAACAAGGACUUCAGCUAGAUUCAGCACAAGAGAAUGCUUUUGUGUCAUUUUUUACAAGUUUGCCAGAGAAACUGGCAACAACGCUGCGGGUAUUUGACAGAACGGAUUACUACACUGUCCAUGGGGAGGAUGCCCUGUUUGUGGCCAGGGAGGUGUUCCGGACCACUGGGGUUGUCAAGUUCAUUGGAGGCAGCUGCAAGUUGGAAUCAGUGAACAUGAGCAAGAUGAACUUUGAGGCUCUAGCCCGAGACCUUCUCCUGGUGCGUCAGUACAGGAUUGAAGUUUACUCCAGCAAGACUGGGUCCAAGUCUCAUGACUGGUAUCUUUCUGCCAAGGCCUCCCCUGGUAAUUUGUCCCAGUUUGAAGACAUCUUGUUCAGCAACACAGAAGUGUCAUCAUCAGGAGGUGCUAUCGGCAUCAAGGUGGCUCAAGAUGAUGGGCAACUGGUUGUUGGAAUUGGCUAUGUGGACCCCAUCUUACACACCUUUACAGUCAGUCAGUUUGCCGAUAAUGACCAGUUUUCUAAUUUGGAGGCACUGCUGGUCCAGCUGGGCCCCAGAGAGUGUUUGUUGCCAUCUGGUGAGACUAGCAGACUGAGACAGGUGCUUCAGCGCAGUGGUUUGCUGGUGACAGAGAGGAAACGCUCCGACUUCAAUGGCAAAGACAUAGUUCAGGAUCUGAACAGGUUGCUGAAGCCAAAAAAGGGUGAGAAACUCAACAGUGCCACAUUGGAUGAGGUUGACAAGACUGUUGCCAUGAGUGCCCUGUCAGCUGUCAUAGGUUACCUAGAGCUUCUAUCUAAUGAAGACAAUUUUGGCCAGUUCCGCAUGACAACCUUUGACCUCAGUGUCUACAUGAAGUUAGAUUCUGCCGCUGUAAAAGCCUUGAACCUGCUACCAGUGGCAAAUGAAGUCAACAAAAAUGAGAGUUUACUGGGGCUGUUGAACCGUUGUCGUACUGCUCCAGGUCAAAGGUUGCUGGCUCAGUGGAUCAAACAACCACUGAUGGAUAUCCACAGAAUAGAGGAGCGACUGAAUGUGGUAGAAGCCAUGUUGGCCGACAGUGACCUUCGACAGACACUACAUGAUGAUCAGCUGAGGAAGUUGCCAGAUUUCCACCGGCUUGCCAAGAAGUUUCAGAGAAAGAAAGCAGGUUUGCAGGACUGCUACAAAGUUUACCAAGCUCUAGAUAAAAUGCCUCACUUGCUGGAGUCCCUGGAGAAGCACCAGGGGCAACACAGUGCUCUUCUGAAGGAGUUAUUUUGUAACCCGGUAAAGGAACUUCUAGUGGACUUCAGCAAGUUUCAGGAAAUGGUGGAGACAACUGUAGACCUGGCACAGGUGAACAACCACGAGUUUGUCAUCAGGGCAGACUUUGAUGACAAUCUCACAGAACUGAGACAGCGUAUUGAUGAGCUGGAGGAGAACAUCAAGGCCCAGUUAAACCAGGUAGCAAGGGACCUUGGCCUUGAACCAAACAAAACUUUGAAGUUGGAGAGCAAUAGUCAGCUUGGGUAUUAUUUUAGAGUCACCCGGAAGGAAGAGAAAGCCUUGCGCAACAAUAAAAAGUACCAUACCAUUGACACAAACAAGAACGGGGUUCGCUUCCACAACAGUGCAGUCAGACAGUACAAUGAGGAGUACCAGCGAGCCCGAGAAGAGUACAGCGAGCAGCAGAAGAGUGUGGUUGCCGAGGUCAUCAGUAUUGCAGCCGGUUACGUUGAGCCAUUGUGUCUACUCAGUGAGAUUUUGGCCCAGCUGGAUGUUCUGGUAUCUUUCUCAGUUGUGUCGUCUGCUGCACCCAUUCCUUACAUCCGACCACAGCUCUUUGCUAAAGGAGAGCGGGUGUUACGUUUGCACGAUGCUAGGCAUCCAUGUGUGGAGAUGCAGGAUGACAUUGCCUAUAUUCCCAAUGAUGCUGUGUUUGAGAAAGAUAACCAGAUGUUCCACAUCAUUACAGGCCCCAACAUGGGAGGUAAAUCGACCUACAUCCGCUCGAUUGGUGUCUGCGUGUUGAUGGCCCAGAUUGGAUGUUUUGUGCCAUGUUCCAAAGCAGACGUAACUAUUGUAGAUUGUAUUCUGGCACGAGUGGGGGCAGGUGACUACCAGCUCAAGGGUGUGUCAACUUUCAUGGCAGAAAUGUUGGAAACAGCCUCUAUUCUUAGGAGUGCCACAGCCGACUCGCUGAUUAUUGUUGAUGAGUUAGGGAGAGGAACUUCAACGUACGACGGGUUUGGUCUGGCCUGGGCCAUUUCAGAACACAUUGCCACAAAGAUUCAAAGCUUUUGCCUGUUUGCCACACACUUCCAUGAGCUGACAGCUCUGGCUGACGAAGUGUCAAUUGUCAAAAACAUUCAUGUCACAGCCUUGACCUCCAAUGAUACACUGACUUUGCUGUACAAGGUCAAACCUGGAGUCUGUGACCAGAGUUUUGGAAUUCAUGUUGCGGAGCUGGCUCAUUUUCCCAAGCGUGUUCUGGAGGCGGCUAGGGCUAAAGCUAACCAGCUAGAAGAUUUUCACGUGGUGGGUGUAGAGGGUACCGCACUUGAGGAUGGUGAUGAGCCUGCUGUGAAAAGAAGGAGGCUGGCUAAACUGGAAGGGGAAACAAUCAUUGAAGACUUCCUAGCCAUGGCUAAACGUCUGCCACAAGAUGGCGUGUCCCCAGACCAACUGCUGGCAGAGGUCAACAAGCUGAAAGCUCAAGUCAUUGACAAAGACAAUGCUUACAUCAAAGAUCUGCUAGCAAAACAUCACCAGACUUCAGCUUAA